Messenger RNA from Gongylonema pulchrum, 240 nucleotides. NCBI's taxonomy places the organism in Eukaryota, Metazoa, Nematoda, Chromadorea, Rhabditida, Gongylonematidae. The record is from the annotation of a GenBank genome assembly.
AUGCAACUUGGUGGAUCAGAUCGUGCACAGCGUGAACGCGUUUUCCAUCACAAUAAUGACGAAUUGAUCACUGUUGAUGAUAUGUGGGAAGCAUGGUUUGCAUCUGAGGAACGUUCCUGGACAACUGCUGAUCUGGUGAAAUGGCUCGAAAACUCGGUCCGUCUUCCACAGUACGCGUCCAUAUUUAUUGGCAUGGAAAUUGAUGGUCGUAGUUUGCCGAGGUUGGUGUUCGUCCUUUGA